This is a messenger RNA of Pelodiscus sinensis (Chinese soft-shelled turtle), 3879 nucleotides long. The record is from RefSeq and is a predicted model, not a curated record. NCBI's taxonomy places the organism in Eukaryota, Metazoa, Chordata, Testudines, Trionychidae.
GGCAAGGAAGCCGCCCGGCAGAGGCACCUUAACCAGGACACAGAGGGUGAAGAGGCAGCAUCUGCAGCGCCCAAAUCCUGGAAGAUCCGCUACGAGAAGUCCUGGCUGCAUCGGCGCUGCUCCUCGCUCCUGCACAGUGACAGGCAGGCUCGGAAGGGCGGACAGCUGUUCUCGGGGCUGCUGGCCAUGAACGUGGUGUUUCUGGGCUGCGCCUUCAUAAGCAGCAUGAUUUUUAACAGGGUGGCGAUUACCUUGCGUGACGUCUGUAUCCUCCUCUCCAUCCUCAAGAUCCUGUCUCUCUGCUGGAUGGUCUACUACUUGCUGUGUACCAGCAGGAAGCCCCAUGCGGUGCUGUACAGGGACUCCCAUGCUGGGCCCCUCUGGGUGCAGGGGUCACUAGUGUUAUUUGGUGCCUGCAGCAUCCUCCUCAGUGUGUUCUGGAUCGGAUACGACGGCAGCCGCAGACACUGCAAAUCCCAGCUGGAAAUCCUGUUCCCAUGCAUAGAUAUCAUCUUCAUUUGCAUUCAGACGUACCUUAUAUGGCGCCACUGUAAGGACUGUACCCAAGUCCAGCACAACCUGACCAGAUGUGGGCUGAUGCUGACCAUGGCCACGGAUCUCCUCCUUUGGCUGUUAGCCGUGACCAAUGACUCUGUUCACAGGGAAAUUGAAUCUGCACUCAAAGGUCUCGUGCAGAAUUUUCUAGGCAACGAGACCAGCCCAUGCAGGUGCCCAAACACAACAGCCUGCUUCAUCUUCCAGAAAGGCUACAUCUUGCUGUACCCCUUCAACCCGGAAUACUGCCUCAUCAGCAGCUCCAUGCUGUACGUCAUGUGGAAGAACGUGGGCAGGCGCAUCCCUCCCCACCAGACCAUUCAUGCUAGGCCCAAGUUCAAGCUCCGGGGAGUCAUCGUUGGGCUGGUGCUGGGCAUAGCUGCCAUGUUCAUUGGGAUCUGUGUCUUCAUGGCCUACCAGAUCCAGGUCACCAGCUCAGGGCCGAGGCAGGUCUUUGUGCUGUAUUACUCCUACUACAUCGCGCUGCUGCCGGUGAUGAGCAUGGGGGCCUUGGCUGGGACAGUCAUCCAUGGCUUGGAAGAGCGCGAACUAGACACUGUGAAAAACCCAACCCGAAGCCUGGACGUGGUCCUGCUGAUGGGAGCAGCCCUGGGCCAGAUUGGCAUUUCUUACUUCUCCAUUGUUGCCAUUGUGGCCACCAACAGCAGAGGUCUGGUGGACAGACUCAUCCUGACCUAUGGAGUCAGCCUCAUCAUUCAGCACAUCACCCAGAACAUCUUCAUUAUCGAGGGGCUUCACAGGCAGCCUUUGGUGGAGAAGCCUGAGGCCAGCCCUGCUGAGGCUCCCCCACAGGACUCAGACCCACCCAGUGAAGAGGCAACCAUGUCACACACCAGCCAGGAGCCCACACUGCCCCCUGGUGACAAAGAGACUGAGGCAAAAGAAGGUGAGAAGUGUGAAGACGGUGACCCCAGAAGAGUUUACCCUCUAGAGAUAGAACAGAUCAGGAGGGUUUCGCAAACCUACAUCAAUACCUACAGCCACCUGAACUGGAAGAGGAAAGCCCUGAAGGAGAUCUCCAUCUUCUUGGUUUUGUGCAACAUCAUACUGUGGCUCAUGCCCGCGUUCGGGAUGCACCCCACCUUUGAGAACGGGCUGGAGAAGUCGUUUUACGGUUACUCCACCUGGUUUGCCAUCGUGAACUUCAGCAUGCCCCUUGGUGUGUUCUACAGGAUGCACUCUGUCGGGGGGCUCCUGGAGGUUUACAUGUCAUCCUGAUCCAGGUCCACCCCUCCCUCACCCGGUGGCAGAAGCGAAAUAGGAAAUGGAGCUGCACACAGCAGUAGCCAGAUGGAGACGUGGGAACCAAGACUCUUAUACUUCCAGCUCAUGUUCAUUUGGAUUUUCGCUUUGGCUCCUCUAAGCUCUGUUUCUCUAGGAGUUUUGGAUGAAAAGGGAUUUUAACAUGCUGGUAUCUAGCACCUUUCUCCCCAAAAAUCAAAACAAUCUAGACCAGUCUGUAAAAUAUCUUAUUGUGCAAUGAAACAAACUAGGGGGAGAAUAAUAGGUAUAACAUGGUUACUGCCUUCAGGACAUUGUAUGGUGAGUAAUGGGACUUCAAACAGCACCACCUUCAAUCCUCUGAACAUAAGAGGAGCAACAAGAUGCACAGACUCAAAUACUUCUGAAAUCAUUACCCUCCAUGUGUCAGUCAGCGACAAGGGUCAGGUACCCUAAUAGCAGUCUAAGAAUGAUGUCACAGAAGUACCUGAAGUAGGUGCCCCAUGGUUGAACAAAAAUGCCCAUAAGAUCAUAUAAGGUUCAUAAGAGCAUCUAUGAGGUGCAGUGUAGCGGCAAGAGCAAAUCUAGGAGCAUUCGACUCCUGAUUCUGACACUCGCUCAGUAUGUACCUUGGGCCAGAUGCUCAGAUAUUUAGUUCUUUAAGGGCUUGUCUAUGCCUGAAAUGCUGCACUGCUGCAUCUGUGCUGCUGAAUAGACAGUACCUGUGCUGGCAGGAAGGAUUUUCCUAUCGGCCUAGGUAAUCCACUUCCCUGAGAGGUAACAGCAAAGUUGCUAGAAUUCUUCUCCCAGCCUACCGCUGUCUAUACCAGGGGUUACACUGAUUUAAGUGUGUCACUCGGGGGGUGGACUUUUCACACCCUUGAGUGUUUGUAGCUGGGUUGAACUAACUUGUUAGUGUAGACCUGUCCUUACUGUCAUUGAAUUCAAUGAAAAUUAAGGCUGAUCAACACAGAAGACAUACAGCAGCACAGAUUUUUCACACCCCUGGGAGACGUUACGCCAUCCUCACCCUGGCGUGGGCUGAGGGAAGAAUUCUUCUGUUGAUCCAGCUACCUCCUCUCUGGCAGGCAGAUUAAUUACAGCGGCUGGUAACCCCCCCCCGCCACUGAUCCAAGUGUCAGCUGGGCCACUGUAGUGUUUUAAGUGUGGACACAGCCUAAGGUACCUAAAUACCCUGGAGGAUCGGGGUCUUUGGGAUUAAUUUUCAAAAAUGCUGGGCACCCACAACUUCAAUUGAUGUCAAGAGGGGCUAUGGGCACUCAGUGUCUCUCAAUGGCAGGUCAUAAACAGCUCAGUGCCCCUCAGUGAAUGGUCUGGCAGGCAUUUGGAGCACCACUGAGUGAAAAACACUUGGGGGGGAGGUGUCUACAUAGCAGGGCUUAACUCAAAAUAAGCUACACUUAACUCAAAAUAAACAGCAAUUGUGUAGCUUACUGGGAGCAUCUACACAGCCCUUAUUUCGAAACAGAGCACUCUUCCUCCUCGUACAAUGAGGGUUACAGGAGUCGGAGUAAGUCGUCCUCCAGCUUGACAGUAUUUCGAUAUUACUUGGAAAUAGCUGCCUGCCAGGUAGAGGCGGACUAAGUUAUUUUGAAAUAAUGUUGCUGUGUAGACGUACCCCCAGAGAAGCACUGUAAUUACCACUUAGCUUAAAAUUUGACAAUCCUCGGUCCUCCUUUUUAUCGAGUGCACUGUUUGCUCUCUGAGGAAAUGGAAUCAGCUCGUCUGUUUGUACCUGCGACAGGCACUCCACUGCAUGCUGUUUCGAUAGCCGAGGGAGGGAAGUUUCUAGUCUGUGAGAUACAGGGGGGGUCAAACUAGAUGGACACACUGGUCCUUCUGGCCUUGGAAUUUGCGGAAGCUCUAAAAUAAGCUUCUAAUAAAUCAACUGGGAACCCCCCCCCCCCAAUCACCAGCAUCCUUCCCUUGUGCUUGCCACAGUCUGUCUGCACUAAUGGGCAUUAACCUGUGUGCAAAUGAGGGAGUAAAAAUGCACCACACGGUGUUUGAUGAGAAACACAUUGGGUGUUUGAUUUAAGAGGGGAAACUGGGACGCACAAA